GUAUCUCAUCUGGUGUUCGAUUAUAACCAGCUGAAAAAUCGAAUGUAUUCUUUUUUUUUGGUGUCUCAUAUGAUGUUCGAUACACGCAUUAGAGUCGGAAUGUACUUACCUCCAAAAAUGAAUCUUGAAAUACACAAAUUAAAAUAUAAUCGAACUCAAAUACAAGUGUCAACCACCAGCUGAAAAAUCGAACGUAUUCUUUUUUUUUUUUUGGGUAUCUCAUCUGGUGUUCGAUUAUAACCAGCUGAAAAAUCGAAUGUAUUCUUUUUUUUGGGGGGUGUCUCAUAUAAUGUUCGAUACACACAUUAGAGUCGAAAUGUAUUUACCUUAGAAGUGCUACCUCCAAAAAUGAAUCUUGAAAUACAAAAAUAAAAUAUAAUCGAACUCAAAUACGAGUGUCAAAUGCCAACUAAAAAAUCAAAUGUAUUCUUUUUUAUUUUUUAUAUCUCAUCUGAUGUUCGAUAUUCGCACUGUAUUUACCUAACCCUCUUUGGCACAAUAAAAUUCCUCUAUUUAAUACCACCCCCAUCCAACAUUAUAUACUCAAAUAUCUCUCUCUCUCUAUACUCAACAAAGAUCCAAGAAGAAAAAAACAUGAAAGAUAAAAUAGUGAAAAAUCCAUCCAUGGAAGAAAAUCAACUUGUUGAAUUCAAAGAAGCCAUCACUUUAUUUGACAAAAAUGGAGAUGGUUGCAUUACAAUUGAAGAAUUGGCAACAGUAAUAAGGUCAUUGGAUCAAAAUCCAACAGAGGAAGAAUUAUACAAUAUGAUUAGUGAAGUUGAUAAUGAUCAUGAUAAUGGUAUCAUGGAAUUCAAUGAAUUCUUAAAUCUCAUCUCCAAGAAAAUGAAGGAGACUGAUACAGACGAAGAACUUAAAGAAGUUUUUAAGGUGUUCGAUAAAGAUCAAAAUGGUUACAUUUCAGCUACGGACCUAAGGCAUGUGAUGAUUAAUUUAGGUGAAAAAUUAACAGAUGAAGAGGCUGAAAUGAUGAUUAAAGAAGCAGAUUUAGAUGGAGAUGGUCAAGUUAAUUUUGAUGAAUUUGUUAAAAUGAUGAAAGUUUAAUAUAAUUUUUAUUUUUUUAUUCAUAUAAUUUAUUUUAUUUAGUAAGUCUAUCAUUUUAUUAUUUGUUAAUUACAUCAAUGUUAUAUAGCCAAAGA
Capsicum annuum is the source of this 1157-nucleotide messenger RNA. Its product is annotated as calmodulin-like protein 8. The transcript is spliced from 4 exons. Gene Ontology annotation, molecular function: enzyme regulator activity; calcium ion binding. Lineage: Eukaryota; Viridiplantae; Streptophyta; Magnoliopsida; Solanales; Solanaceae. The record is from RefSeq and is a predicted model, not a curated record. Bases 403 to 1062 code for a protein of 219 amino acids.